CAUGUCUGGAAUGCUUGCCCCGCCCCAGGGGCAGGGCUGCCCUGACCAAGCUUCUCAGCGGGAGGGGCGUCCCGGGUGGCCUGGCACCCUUGCAAUGCACGAUGCAGGAUAAUGCCGAGACCUGAGACCCAGAGGCCAAGGCCGGGCUGGUCACUCCUUCCAGCCACCUGGCGCCCCCGGGCCAGGACCCUGGAGCAGGGUCAGAGCCAGUUCGCUCCUGAUCCAGAUGGGCGGCUGGCCUGGCCACCACCCCUAGCCCUGGCUUCUAGUCCCCAGCCUGCAGGGCCAUCCUCCCACGUGAGACACGCCCACAGCCACACCCGCACGCCUGGCUGGGGUUCUCAGUCCGGGCAGCUCCUGCCUAGGUGGCUCCACGGGGCGGGCCCCGACGCGGGAGGGCGGGCACAGGAGGACUUAAAGGCUCCCAGCUCCAGCCUUGCGCAGAAGGAGCUCAGACCAUGGCCCAGAACGCCCGGCUCCAGCUGUUUGUCAAGGCCAGCGAGGAUGGCGAGAGUGUGGGGCACUGCCCCUCCUGCCAGCGGCUUUUCAUGAUCCUGCUUCUCAAGGGUGUGCCCUUCACACUCACCACCGUGGACACACGCAGGUCCCCGGAUGUGCUGAAGGACUUCGCCCCGGGGUCACAGCUCCCCAUCCUGCUCUAUGAUGGUGACGCCAAGACAGACACCCUGCAGAUUGAGGAGUUUCUGGAGGAGACACUGGGGCCACCUGACUUCCCCAGCCUGGCACCCCGAUACAGGGAGUCCAACAUGGCAGGUAACGAUGUCUUCCACAAGUUCUCCGCGUUCAUCAAGAACCCAGUGGCCACGCAGGAUGAUGCCCUGUACCAGCAGCUGCUGCGCGCCCUCGCCAGGCUGGACAGGUACCUGCGCACGCCCCUGGAGCACGAGCUGGCCCAGGAGCCGCAGCUGCCGGAGUCGCUCCGCCGCUUCCUGGACAGUGACCAGCUCACGCUGGCCGACUGCAGCCUGCUACCCAAGCUGCACAUCGUGGACACGGUGUGCGCGCACUUCCGCCAGGCGCCCAUCCCCGCAGAGCUGCAGGCCGUGCGCCGCUACCUGGCCAGCGCACUGCAGGAGAGAGAGUUCAAGUACACGUGUCCGCACCCUGCCGAGCUUGUGGCGGCCUACCGGCCCGCUGUGCACCCUCGCUAGGACAGCUAGGACGCUGCUCGCCUCCCACCCGUGCCCUGCAUCUGCAGUCCCAUAAAGCCAUCUCUGUCCCA
This is a messenger RNA of Tupaia belangeri chinensis (Chinese tree shrew), 1243 nucleotides long. It is a transcript of the gene CLIC3, whose product is annotated as CLIC family member 3. The transcript is spliced from 6 exons. The record is from RefSeq and is a predicted model, not a curated record. Bases 459 to 1172 code for a protein of 237 amino acids. NCBI's taxonomy places the organism in Eukaryota, Metazoa, Chordata, Mammalia, Scandentia, Tupaiidae.